AUGACGCAAGAUAAAUAUACGAAUGGGUUCAUUUCAUCCCAACACACCAACAUUAGUCAAUCGGAAAAUGAAAGAAAUUUGAAAAUUACCGCAGUUGGAGAUGGCAUGGUUGGAAAGACCUGCAUACUGAUUACGUACACGUCUCACGAAUUCCCCACCGAAUAUAUUCCUACAGUGUUUGAUAAUUAUUCGCUAGUAAUCAACGUAGAUGGUCUACCAUACAAUGCAUCACUUUGGGACACUGCUGGCCAAGAAGAUUACGAAAGAUUGCGACCUUUAUCUUAUCCAAAUACGAAUUGUUUUUUAUUAUGCUACUCGAUUAGUAAUAGAAGUUCAUUCGACAAUAUUAUCACCAAAUGGCAUCCAGAAUUAAAGAAAUACUGUCCAGACGUGCCGAUAAUUUUAGUCGCCACCAAAUGUGACCUUCGCACUACACCCAAAGAAGUAAUAACGUUGAGCGAAGGUAAAAGAAUGAGUCGCAAAAUACGAGCUCGAAAACACAUGGAAUGUUCAGCUUUACAUAAUAAAGGCCUAAAUGAGAUAUUUGAAGAAGCUGUCAGAUGUGCGGUCAAAAAAAGGAAUACCGAUCACCAUAAAGCUUGUGUAUUAUUGUAAGCAUUAAAAAAUGUGAAAUGUUAAUUUCAGAAUUUGAGUACCACUAGAAAUUACCGUAUUUACCGCACAUUUUAUAAACGUGUUCAAUUUGUGCGGGUACGCGAUGUUUGCGAAAUGAUGUAAUGUAACUAUUGAAGAAAAAUAUUGUGUGUAACGUCGUAUAUAUUUUCAACUUUUUAUACACUUUGUAGUGCCAUAUUUUUUAAAAAAUUUCAGCAUCGAUACUAUUCCUUGUGUUCGUAAAAGUCUAUAAUCCAGAAAGUUAUGGAAUUCUAAUUGUAAUAGACAAUUAAGUAUGCAUUUUGUGUGUGUGUGUUUUUUUUCUACAACUUACGCGAGCGUGUGAAUCACGAAAAUUUAUGAUUUUUCUGGGUCAAAUGACGAGAAACAGAUGUGUUGAAAAUUUCAUAAAAGUAUUAAAAAAUUGUCUCAGUCAUACGUAGGUAAUAAAAUAUGUCGCGUUGUUACAACCAAAAGCGAAUGUCGUCUAGAGUUUGUAUCCCGAAGAAGCAGUAUUAAUCCCUUUGUGUUUUUUUUUUUCAUCUCAAAUUUCUCCCAUGUUUACUGUUGUAUGAGCGAGUUCGAUUCGUUACGAACGAUUACCUAUCUUCCAUGUGUAAUAAAUACUAUCGCACGAACGAAUUGUUUCUACUAGGAAUUUUUAUUAAAUCAAAAAUAAAAUUUAUUUUUGUAAACGUGAAUAACGUUUAUUAGUAAUAACUUUAUCGCUAAUUUAUUAGUUACCUAUGAAAAAUGUCACUUACUCAUGUACUAUUCAGUUUACUACGUUUUGUAUGUACAUAAUUAUUUUCAAAAAUAUAUAAGUUUAUAUUUUUUUCUAAUAACAA
Planococcus citri (citrus mealybug) is the source of this 1463-nucleotide messenger RNA. It is a transcript of the gene RhoL, whose product is annotated as Rho-like. Gene Ontology annotation, biological process: small GTPase-mediated signal transduction. NCBI's taxonomy places the organism in Eukaryota, Metazoa, Arthropoda, Insecta, Hemiptera, Pseudococcidae. The coding region runs from base 1 to 615 and encodes 204 amino acids. The record is from RefSeq and is a predicted model, not a curated record. Gene Ontology annotation, molecular function: GTP binding; GTPase activity. The transcript is spliced from 4 exons.